CAUAGCUUUCCCUGUCUCCAGAACCAGUAACUCCCUAACAUUAGCUAGCAAGCUAACAAGAAAUGCCAGCUAAAACGUGUGAUAUAGACUAACUAGGGUUUACGGCUGUACGGAUAAUUGACCAAUGUAUUUGUCAAGCUAACUAACUCAUUUCAACGGCUCUGUCUUGGAUGGCUGUUCAUCUUGAAAUAGCUAACUAAACUAGCUACGUUAGCCAUGUUACCAAGACUCGAGAAGCUAAUGCGUUAAUUAGUCAUGUGGUUUCAAUUUCCUCAUAAUUCUAUACUGUAGCCACUCCCUGGCAAAACCAACAUGGCAUCUGAUAGCUACCCAUUACACGAGGGCAGGAAAAAUAAGAGACAGGGUGUAAAGAGCAAAGACAAAGAGGCUGUUGUCCUGAAGGUCCAGAUGGACAUUGAGGAUCGCACAGCCUCUGGCCACAUUGCCCUAAAGCAAGAGGACUGUGAAGAAGCCCUCAGCCUCUUCAAAAAGGCCUUCAAAGCUUCCAUAGAGCUAAAGGAGACCAGGGUCCAGCGGGCAUGUGCCUUUAACCUGGGAGCUGCCUACUUGGAGGCGGGUAAAGCCCUGAAGGGGCUGGACUUCCUGAAGCGGGCCCAGCCAGGAGAGAGGGGCGAGCGGAUAGCAGACCUCCAGUUCAACCUGGCCGUAGCCUAUGAGACCCUGGGGAACCACAGCCAGGCGGCUGGUCACUGCCUCCAGGCAGCCCAGCUGUACCGCUGCCGGCGGGACGGGGCCAGUGAGGGGGAGACCUGCAUGAAAAUGUCCCACUGUCACCUGCUCCUAAAGGACUGGAUCCAGGUAGCUCAGAGCUUCCAGAGGGCUGGGGAGGGCUACAGGAUGGCAGGCAAGCUGGACUCAGCCGCCACGGCCUUCAAAUAUGCAGGGAGUCACAUGCUCCAAUCAGAUGACUUCACCAUGGAUGAUAUCAUCACUGUGCUCACUGAUUGCCUUGAGCUGAGCAACAACAUCAAAAACCCAGAGUUGCUCGGUAAGGUGUACAAUGACCUAGGCCUGAGUUUCUCCCAGCUGAAGUUGUUCCAGGAGGCAGCCGUGGUCCUACAGAACCUGGGAGCCGUUCACAACACACUAAGCCAGUACCGGCAGGCCCUGGACUACCACCGAUAGACAGCCAGCCUGCAUGGGUCUUUGGGCAGUCGUCGUGCUCAGGGCCGCUGCUUCAGUAACUUGGCCUUUGCCCUCAGUCAGCUGAGGGAGCAUGAGGAGGCAGCAGAGAACUACCUCCAAGCCAGGCAGGCCUUCAAAGACACUGAUGACUAUAAGGACCAAUGGCAGGCUUGUGAGGGUUUAGGGGAAGCUCGCUUUAAAUUGAUAGACCUGGAGAGAGCCCCCCUAUACUACAAACAAGCUCUGGGUUUACUGUCAAAGUGCAAGGUCUCGUCCAGCUCGGUCCAGGAGUGUCUGGUCAUCAAGCUGAGUGAGGCCCUGCAACACAGGCUGUCACUGAUCACCCCUGGAAAACCCCAGUGAGUGGAGCUGGCUCUGCAGAGGUGUCUACCGGACAGCAGGGGAAGGAGGAGGAAGCCCCGGGUCCAGAUGGAGAACAGGCACACACAGUGACGAUGGGAGAAGCAUGUGACUCCCAGUCACCGGUGACAAGAUCUCUCACUGAGAAGCCGGGCUAUCUGACAGUGCUGCCAGGGGCA
This is a messenger RNA of Salvelinus fontinalis (brook trout), 1685 nucleotides long. Its product is annotated as tetratricopeptide repeat protein 24. The record is from RefSeq and is a predicted model, not a curated record. Gene Ontology annotation, molecular function: protein binding. NCBI's taxonomy places the organism in Eukaryota, Metazoa, Chordata, Actinopteri, Salmoniformes, Salmonidae.